Messenger RNA from Alternaria incomplexa, 483 nucleotides. RefSeq lists its product as uncharacterized. Lineage: Eukaryota; Fungi; Ascomycota; Dothideomycetes; Pleosporales; Pleosporaceae. The transcript is spliced from 2 exons. Bases 1 to 483 code for a protein of 160 amino acids. The record is from RefSeq and is a predicted model, not a curated record.
AUGUCGCCAAAAUCACCGAAAGGCAUCAUUGAUCUAAGCGCUGACAACCCAGCAGCCGUCGCCGCCAUGAUGCAGUACUGUUACCAACUGGAUUACACGGACCAAUUAGCUGGCUCAGACCUUGACGUACCCGAGGAGGUCACUCUGCGCUCUCAUGUUGACGUAUAUAUGCUUGCAGAGCGAUACGGGAUAGCCGGCUUGAAGGCACUCGCACUCCAGAAAUUCGAGGACCUCGCGGCAAUUGUUUUGGUAGUCGAUGGCCAGGAAGAGCAGUUGCUGCAUGCAAUUCGCGCUAUCUACGCACCUGAGCGAACGGCUAAUGCAGAGAGUCUCAAGAGCGUGGCGAUUAAGCUCUGCGCUGACCAUGUGCAAGCUUUCAUACAUGGUACGGGCAGAACCAUGGCGCUUGUAUACGAGUCAAUGGAUGAGCUACCGGACUUCAGAGCGGACCUAUUCGACGAGAUGGCAACGCGCUGGAAAUAG